Molecule: messenger RNA, 1603 nt
Organism: Bubalus bubalis (water buffalo)
Lineage: Eukaryota; Metazoa; Chordata; Mammalia; Artiodactyla; Bovidae
Gene: HDHD5
Product: haloacid dehalogenase like hydrolase domain containing 5
Exons: 8
Coding region: 218-1390 (390 amino acids)
Biological process (GO): glycerophospholipid biosynthetic process
Cellular component (GO): mitochondrion
Source: RefSeq, a predicted model, not a curated record
CUGAUUGGCUGCGCGGAGCGCGCAGGCGGUGGCCCAUGGCUGCGCUAGGCAAGGCGGCGGCGCGGUGGGCGCCGGGGCUGUGGCGAGGGGCGGUGCGCGCGGCCGCGUGGCUCCGGGGCAGGCGUUUCGCGAGCGGCGGAACGCAGAUGGAUCUGCCUGGCCAGCAACCCCAAGUCGUCCUCUGGAAUCCGCGGCCCAGGCUGGCCCGAGGGUGGGGAUGAGGCCUCCCCCUACGCCUCCCCACCCCGCUACCUCUCUGCCUGACUUGGGCCGCUCUCGUCUCCUCUCCGUGCAGAGUCCACCCACUUUUGGGUUGCUGUUGGACAUUGAUGGGGUGCUGGUGAGGGGCCACCAGGUCAUCCCCGCCGCUCAGGAGGCCUUCCGCCGGCUGCUAGACCCCCAGGGGCAGCUGCGGGUGCCUGUGGUCUUCGUCACAAAUGCUGGGAACAUCUCACAGUGCAGUAAAGCCGAGGAGUUGUCGGCCCAGCUGGGCUUCCAGGUGGAGCCUGACCAGGUGAUCCUGUCCCACAGCCCCAUGAAGCUCUUCUCGCAGCAUCAUGACAGGCGGAUGCUGGUGUCUGGGCAGGGGCCCCUGGUGGAAAACGCUCGAGCACUGGGUUUCAAGCACUUGGUCACAGUGGACGAGCUGCGGGCUGCCUUCCCUGUGCUGGACAUGGUGGAUCUGCAGCGGCGGCCCAAGACCACGCCGCUUCCAAGGAGUGACUUCCCUGCGAUUGAAGGGGUGCUCCUCCUGGGGGAGCCUGUGCGCUGGGAGACGAGCCUGCAGCUGAUCACGGAUGUCCUUCUCAGCGACGGGAACCCUGGCACAGGUCUGGCGACGGCCCCCUACCCCCACCUCCCUAUCCUGGCCAGCAACACGGACCUCCUCUGGAUGGCCGAAGCCAAGAUGCCCAGGUUCGGCCACGGGACCUUCCUGCUGUGCCUGGAGGCCAUUUACCGCAAGCUGACAGGCCGGGAGCUGUGCUACUCGGGCCUCACGGGCAAGCCCAGCCUCCUCACCUACCGGUAUGCCGAGGGCCUGCUGGCGCGGCAGGCGGCGCGGCGGGGCUGGGCCGCUCCCAUCCGGAGCCUCUACGCCGUGGGCGACAACCCCAUGUCCGACGUCUACGGGGCCAACCUGUUCCACCAGCACCUGCAGACUCAGCAGGAGGGGGCGGCCCGGAGCUGCGCCUCCAUCCUGGUGUGCACGGGUGUGUACGGUCCCCAGGCUCCCAGCCCCACUGUGCCUGCCCUGGGCAGUGAGGGGUCUCCAUUCCACGGACACCGGGACUUUGGCUUCAGGCCCGAGCUCCUGCAGGCAGCCCACGUGGUCAGCGACUUGCACGAGGCUGUGCAGCUGGUCCUCCGCAAGGAGGGCUGGGCUCUCUAGGGCCCAGGGAUGGGGGUGGGCCUGCCGGCUGCCCCCCUGCCACUCCUCUGCAGACAGCGUCCUCACCCGGUGGGGGUCUCUGCCUGCUGCCAGCAUGGGCUGUGAUUCUUAGACACUAUUUUGUAUGGUCUUUUAAGUUACUUCCCAGAGACUUUGGACCUAUUUUUUUUAAGUGAAAAUAACUGUACAAUAAUAAAUAUUCAUUUUGCUGUG